Fusarium sp. VM40 is the source of this 1587-nucleotide messenger RNA. Lineage: Eukaryota; Fungi; Ascomycota; Sordariomycetes; Hypocreales; Nectriaceae. The record is from the annotation of a GenBank genome assembly.
AUGUCCCCUCCUGAUACCGAAUCAUCUCGUGCCCGACAAAAGAGAAAGUUGAGUCCUGAUGCAGAGCCUUUAGUGCGCAAACGAGCUCAAAAUCGUAUCUCGCAACAAUGCCACCGCGAGAAAAAUACUGCGUACAUUCGUAGUCUUGAGAGUACCAUUGAAUUACUUGAAAAGGCCGCCAGCUACGACACUGACGGCGGCGAAAGAAGGGAAGAUCGUUACGCUACGCUAGUCGAAGCGCAUCUGAAGCUGGUCAAGGAGAACCGUCGUUUAGAAGAGGCCUUAUUCCGCCUCCGGAAGAAGCUUUUGAGCCUAAGCAAUUCCGCUGCCACCGCUUCUGAUGAUGUGAUUUUUGACUCAAUUUUGCGCCGGGGGGACGAUGAUCAGCACCAAAGCGCUCGCAAAAGCUCUCAGAAUUGUCCGGAACCUCACAGCCGUCAACAUCGCAUCAACCAGGUGAGUUGCGAUGAGCCAGCCUCUGCCAUUUCUUUCGCACGAGACCCGGAUGAUGGAUGCGACGGCACCCAUAGUGAGACCGUUGCACAGAACAGCGCUUUCGAGGACGAUGCCACUGCACCGUUUUUCGACUUUGACCCAAAUACCUACGAACCAGACGGACAACAUACCCUACCAAGCACCUCACUCUCCGAAAUGAGGCUGUUAGAUAUGGACACGGUAUCAGACCUAUUCCUUCCCAUUUCCCCGAAUCCUCAUAUCUUGAUGCGCCAGAAAAUUAGCAUCACGUCACCAACAGCAUUCGGCACUAAACUACUCAGCGCAUGCCGCCAGUGCAUCGAUCGAGCGAGUGAUCCCUCACUCUCGACUCCAGAGACUCUUGGUUUAUUCCACAAAAAGCUCAUCCUCGCUGCUACUGAUCUCGUGGCGCAUUGCCUUGGACUGGAGUCUUACAUAUACGGGGUGAAUGGAGCGCGGUAUAUCGAAAAAGUGUUGAGCUGGCGGCUCGGUCUCGAGAAUAAGAAUGGCGUACCAUCGCCAUUUAAGCCAACACCUCUGCAGUCCAGACGACCCAAUCAUUUCUGGGCUAUUGAUUUGUUCAAUUGGCCAGAUGUGCGUGACCAGUUGGUACUAGAACAAGACUCGGUUGAUCUGGAUGCCAUGAUCAGGGACGUCAUCCUUCACUCAGUCAUUGAACAAACCAACCAAGGCGUUGCCGUCGGAGUGCAUGACAUCUUCCAGAACCAGAUCCUACGUAAGGAUAAAGCACGCCAGGCUCAGACCGCUUGUGUGAAAACUUUCCUUAGUGAUUCAUCGUGGGUCUUAUUUGAGGUCACGCCGGAAGCUCAAAGCUUCGAUAUGCCCAUGAUCGAUCCCGUCGAAGCUGCUCUAAUCUCGGAGCUACAGCGACGGGUGGAAACAAUAUCAUCAGCCAGAUGUGGCUAUAACACGCCAUCCUCGCCAAUAGCUGGAAUCAGCCAUGGGAAUGAAGUCGCCCUUUACUUUGGACUGGACAACAUGGUAGAGUGGAAGUUGAGCAAGGAGUUUGCAGCGAAGUACUCUUUCCUAGACUGUUCUACAGGUAGGACGCUACCCCUUCAAUCCGCCCGCUUUUGCGCACAGUCAGACUAA